AGCAAGCCCGUCUCUCAUUAUCUCUCCGUGGCAGCUUACAUCAAAGACGCUCAACAUGAAUACUGGCUUCACGAGCAACAUGCGGAUCAAAUUGCCUGUGCUGGCUAUUUUUUUGGAGCUGGCCAUUAUUGUUUUAUUUGGGGUGUUCGUAAAAUACACUCCAGUGGAUGAGAGCAGGACGGCUGAUCUUCACUUAUACCCAUACUUUCAGGAUGUUCAUGUGAUGAUAUUCAUCGGCUUUGGUUUCUUGAUGACCUUCCUGAAGAAAUAUGGCUUCAGCAGUGUUGGUUUCAACAUGCUCAUUGCUGCCCUGGGCCUCCAGUGGGGCACCCUCAUGCAGGGAUUUUGGCACAUGAGACCAAAUGAAAUCUUUAUUGGCAUUAAAAGUAUUAUCAAUGCAGACUUUAGCACAGCAACAGUCCUGAUCUCCUUCGGAGCUGUCCUGGGGAAAACAAGCCCAGUCCAGAUGUUAAUUAUGGCCAUUUUUGAAAUCACCAUCUUUGCAUGCAACGAACACCUUGUGGUGAAAGUAUUCAGGGCUGCUGAUACCGGAGCAUCCAUGACCAUCCAUGUUUUUGGAGCCUACUUUGGUCUGGCUGUCUCCAGACUCUUAUACCGCCCAGGUUUGAAAAACGGGCAUGAAAACGAAGGUUCCGCCUACCACUCAGACAUGUUUGCUAUGAUUGGUACCCUGUUCCUUUGGCUUUUUUGGCCCACUUUUAAUUCAGCAAUCGCAGCACCAGAAGACCAGCACAGAGCAAUCAUGAACACGUACUUCUCUUUGGCAGCGUGCACGCUCACCGCUUUUGCCUUCUCGAGCCUGGUCGAAAAGAGAGGCAAACUGGACAUGGUGCACAUUCAAAAUGCUACCUUAGCAGGAGGAGUUGCUGUGGGUUCUUGCGCCGAUUUGGAAAUCCAGCCCUUCGGAGCUAUGUUGAUCGGCUGCAUUGCUGGAAUCAUCUCAGUCCUUGGAUUCAAAUAUUUAACUCCACUUAUUGCCACAUUCCUGAGAAUUCAAGACACCUGUGGCGUCCACAAUCUGCAUGGUUUACCUGGCAUUCUUGGGGGUAUUGCAAGCAUUAUUGCUGCUGCUGUACAAGUUAACAGAAUAUCACCUGGUAUGCAGGCUGCUGCUUUAGGAUGCUCCAUCGGGAUCGCUUUGGUAGGAGGAGCAUUCACAGGAUUGAUUCUGAGCUUGCCUUUCCUGGGACAGCCCCCGGAUCAGUUGUGUUAUGACGACUCGGUGUAUUGGGAGAUUCCUGUAGAGGAGGAGCCAGAAAACAACAGUCACCAGGAACACCACAACAAACUCAGUUUGGAUGCAUAGAAAGGAACUUUCCCUCGUCUCUUUUGCCUGUGGUGUUUUCAUCAUUUUGUAGAAAAAAUAUCUUGACCAGA
Molecule: messenger RNA, 1398 nt
Organism: Eublepharis macularius
Lineage: Eukaryota; Metazoa; Chordata; Lepidosauria; Squamata; Eublepharidae
Gene: RHAG
Product: Rh associated glycoprotein
Exons: 10
Coding region: 56-1327 (423 amino acids)
Biological process (GO): ammonium transmembrane transport; ammonium homeostasis
Cellular component (GO): plasma membrane
Molecular function (GO): ammonium channel activity
Source: RefSeq, a predicted model, not a curated record